GUGGGCGUAGGCAGCUCUUCCACCCCAAGAGAGAAUCCUCCCCGACGACCGAGAGCGAGCAAGCAUGGCUGAGACCCCCAACAGCGCGGCCGUGGUGCCCGGCGAGGAGACGACGCAGGCGCAGGAGAUCCUGCACCUGCAGUGCCGCUUCUACGAGCAGAAGUUCCCCGAGAUCGAUGAGCUGGUCAUGGUGAACGUGCGCUCCAUCGCCGAGAUGGGCGCGUACGUGUCGCUGCUCGAGUACAACAACAUCGAGGGCAUGAUCCUGCUGUCCGAGCUGUCGCGCCGCCGCAUCCGCUCCAUCAACAAGCUCAUCCGCGUGGGCAAGAACGAGGUGGUCAUGGUGCUGCGUGUGGACAAGGAGAAGGGCUACAUCGAUCUGUCCAAGCGUCGUGUGUCCCCCGAGGACAUCGCCAAGUGCGAGGAGCGCUACAACAAGGCCAAGACGGUGCACGGCGUGCUGCGUCAGGUGGCCCAGGAGAACCACCUGGAGAUCGAGGACCUGUACUCGAAGGUGGCCUGGCCGCUCUACAAGAAGUUCAAGAUCGAGACGGUCAGCGACGACGAGAAGAAGGUCGAGUACGUGCACUGCUACGACGUGUUCAAGAUGGGCAUCACGGACGACUCGGUCUUCGAGGGACUGGACAUUACGCCCGAGAUCCUCGCGGCGCUCAAGGCUCAGAUUCGCCGCCGACUAACCCCUCAGCCCAUCAAGAUCCGCGCGGACAUUGAGGUCACGUGCUUCACGUACGAGGGCAUUGAGGCCAUUCGCUCGGCCCUGCAGGCUGCUCAGAACAUUGGCACGGACGACGUGCCCGUCAAGGUUAAGCUGAUCGCGCCGCCGAUGUACGUCAUGACCACUAGCACGCUGGACAAGCAGAAGGGCAUCCAGAAGCUGCAGGAGGCCAUCGAGGCUGUGCGGGAGCACAUCACGGCCAAGAAGGGCACGAUGUCCGUCAAGAUGGAGCCGAAGGUGGUGAGUGUGAACGAGGAGAAGGAGUUCCUGCAGAUGAUUGAGAAGCUCGAGAACGAGAACCGUCUCGUGGACGGCGACGCCCCCGAGGAUUAGAGAGGCACAGAUCAGACAGGAGCGAGUUCGGUUAUGAUGGACGAUGCCGAGGACUUUUCGUUCGAGCUUAGCAACUUGCGCGUGCUGCGGGCUUCCUGCCGCACCCUCGCCGUGUACACCACUUGUGGCUCGAAGCUCGUCGGUUCGCCUGUGACAGAUUAGAUGGCAGCGCUCUGCAUGCACACUCAAUACAGCUGAAUGCACUGCGCACCUUUGUGGUGGUGAAUUCGCGCUUUUAUAUAC
Messenger RNA from Phytophthora sojae, 1312 nucleotides. RefSeq lists its product as hypothetical. Gene Ontology annotation, cellular component: eukaryotic translation initiation factor 2B complex; eukaryotic 48S preinitiation complex; eukaryotic translation initiation factor 2 complex. NCBI's taxonomy places the organism in Eukaryota, Oomycota, Peronosporomycetes, Peronosporales, Peronosporaceae. The transcript has a single exon. Gene Ontology annotation, molecular function: RNA binding; ribosome binding; translation initiation factor activity. The record is from RefSeq and is a predicted model, not a curated record. The coding region runs from base 65 to 1069 and encodes 334 amino acids.